Messenger RNA from Octopus sinensis (East Asian common octopus), 465 nucleotides. RefSeq lists its product as uncharacterized. The coding region runs from base 1 to 465 and encodes 154 amino acids. NCBI's taxonomy places the organism in Eukaryota, Metazoa, Mollusca, Cephalopoda, Octopoda, Octopodidae. The record is from RefSeq and is a predicted model, not a curated record. The transcript has a single exon. Gene Ontology annotation, molecular function: nucleic acid binding.
AUGGCUUCCAUGCGAGAACCUUUGAAACUGCCUCCUCAUAGGAGUUUGAGGCUUCAAUGGGCCCAAAAUUACAUGACGUUAGACUUGAGUUGUGUUCUGAUCACUAAAGAAACCAGGGUGAUCCUUGACGAAACUAACGGUUGGGCAAAUGGUUGGGUCUAUUUUAGAGAUGAGCGUCACCAACUUUUACGACGUCAACAACAGGGUGGAGGAGUCAUCUUGUGGGCUGGUAUCAUUGGGGACAGACUUGUUGGCCCAUUCAGGGUGCCUGAAGAGGUUAAAGUGAUUGCAGCUGCCUUCUGCAAUCUCCUGAAGGAGGUCUUGGAUCUCUGGCUAGAUGACAUACUGCUGUCACUUCUAAGGAAUCUCGAAUUCAUGCAUGACAACACUCCCUCUCAUUCUACUAGGACCACCCAAAUAUUCCUAGGGUUUUACGGUAUACAAUGUGAAAGGUUGAUGGUGUAG